UUAAAAAUACACCUACAAAUACACACAGGAGAGAAUCUGAAUUCCUAUACUGACUGUGGGAAGAAUUUCACAAUAUCAACGGCUCUGACAGUUCAUCAGAGAGUGCACAUAGGAGAGAAGCCUUACUCCUGCUCUGACUAUGGGAAGAGUUUCUCUCGACUGGACACCUUAAAACAACAUGAACGUAUACAUACAGGAGAGAAGCCUUACUCCUGCUCUGACUGUGUAAAAUGCUUCACAACAUCAACUAACCUAAGACUUCAUCAGAGAACACACACAGGAGAGAAGCCUUACUCCUGCUCUGACUGUGGGAAGGGUUUCUCUCGACUGGACACCUUAAAACAACAUGAAAGUAUACAUACAGGAGAGAAGCCAUACUCCUGCUCUGACUGUGGGAAAAGUUUCUCUCGACUGGGCAACUUAAAACAACAUGAACAUAAUAUACACACAGGAGAGAAGCCUUACUCCUGCUCUGACUGUGUAAAAUGCUUCACGACAUCAACUGAGCUAAGACUUCAUCAGAGAACACACACAGGAGAGAAGCCAUACUCCUGCUCUGACUGUGGAAGGAGUUUUUCCCGAUUGAAUACCUUAAACUGUCACCGGCUAAUACAUACAGGACAGAAGCCUUACUUCUGCUCUGACUGUGGGAAGAGUUUCUCUCGACUGGGCCCCUUAAAAAUACAUGAACGUAUACAUACAGGAGAGAAGCCAUACUCCUGCUCUGACUGUGGGAAGAGUUUCUCUCGACUGGGCCCCUUAAAAAUACAUGAACGUAUACAUACAGGAGAAAAGCCAUACUCCUGCUCUGACUGUGGGAAGGGUUUCUCUCAGCAGGAAAGCUUGAAAUCACACCAACUGAUACACACAGGAGAGAAGCCUUACUCCUGCUCUGACUGUGUAAAAUGCUUCACAACAUCAACUAAGCUAAGACUUCAUCAGAGAACACACACAGGAGAGAAGCCUUACUCCUGCUCUGACUGUGGGUCAAGUUUCUCUCAAUCUGGCAAAUUAAAAAUACAUGAACGUAUACACACAGGAGAGAAGCCAUACUCCUGCUCUGACUGUGGAAGGAGUUUUUCCCGAUUGAAUACCUUAAACUGUCACCGGCUAAUACAUACAGGACAGAAGCCUUACUUCUGCUCUGACUGUGGGAAGGGUUUCUCUCGACUGGACACCUUAAAACAACAUGAACGUAUACAUACAGGAGAGAAGCCAUACUCCUGCUCUGACUGUGGGAAGAGUUUCUCUCGACUGGGCCCCUUAAAAAUACAUGAACGUAUACAUACAGGAGAGAAGCCAUACUCCUGCUCUGACUGUGGGAAGAGUUUCUCUCGACUGGGCCCCUUAAAAAUACAUGAACGUAUACAUACAGGAGAGAAGCCAUACUCCUGCUCUGACUGUGGGAAGAGUUUCUCUCGACUGGGCCCCUUAAAAAUACAUGAACGUAUACAUACAGGAGAGAAGCCAUACUCCUGCUCUGACUGUGGGAAGAGUUUCUCUCAGCAGGAAAGCUUGAAAUCACACCAACGGAUACACGCAGGAGAGAAGCCUUACUCCUGCUCUGACUGUGUAAAAUGCUUCACAACAUCAACUAAGCUAAGACUUCAUCAGAGAACACACACAGGAGAGAAGCCUUACUCCUGCUUUGACUGUGGGUCAAGUUUCUCUCAAUCUGGCAAAUUAAAAAUACAUGAACGUAUACACACAGGAGAGAAGCCUUACUCCUGCUCUGACUGUGGGAAGAGUUUCUCUCAACUGGACAACUUAAAACGACAUGAACAUACACACACAGGAGAGAAGCCUUACUCCUGUUCUGACUGUGGGAAGCGUUUCUCUCGACUGGGCCCCUUAAAAAUACAUGAACGUCUACACACAGGAGAGAAGCCAUACUCCUGCUCUGACUGUGGGAAGGGUUUCUCUCAGCAGGAAAGCUUGAAAUCACACCAAAGGAUACACACAGGAGAGAAGCCUUACUCCUGCUCUGACUGUGGGUCAAGUUUCUCUCAAUCUGGCAAAUUAAAAAUACAUGAACGUAUACACACAGGAGAGAAGCCUUACUCCUGCUCUGACUGUGGGAAGAGUUUCUCUCAACUGGACAACUUAAAACGACAUGAACAUACACACACAGGAGAGAAGCCUUACUCCUGUUCUGACUGUGGGAAGCGUUUCUCUCGACUGGGCCCCUUAAAAAUACAUGAACGUCUACACACAGGAGAGAAGCCAUACUCCUGCUCUGACUGUGGGAAGGGUUUCUCUCAGCAGGAAAGCUUGAAUAAGCUAAGACUUCAUCAGAGAACACACACAGGAGAGAAGCCUUACUCCUGUUCUGACUGUGGGAAAAGUUUCUCUCGACUGGGCCCCUUAAAAAUACAUGAACGUAUACACACAGGAGAGAAGCCUUACUCCUGCUCUUACUGUGUAAAAUGCUUCACAACAUCAACUGAGCUAAGACUUCAUCAGAGAACACACACAGGAGAGAAACCAUACUCCUGCUCUGACUGUGAGAUGAGA
This is a messenger RNA of Coregonus clupeaformis (lake whitefish), 2514 nucleotides long. RefSeq names its product zinc finger protein 91-like. Gene Ontology annotation, molecular function: DNA-binding transcription factor activity, RNA polymerase II-specific; RNA polymerase II cis-regulatory region sequence-specific DNA binding. The record is from RefSeq and is a predicted model, not a curated record. The transcript has 2 exons. Gene Ontology annotation, cellular component: nucleus. The annotation marks the transcript as partial. Gene Ontology annotation, biological process: central nervous system development; regulation of transcription by RNA polymerase II. Lineage: Eukaryota; Metazoa; Chordata; Actinopteri; Salmoniformes; Salmonidae.